Molecule: messenger RNA, 3571 nt
Organism: Limulus polyphemus (Atlantic horseshoe crab)
Lineage: Eukaryota; Metazoa; Arthropoda; Merostomata; Xiphosura; Limulidae
Exons: 6
Coding region: 156-1046 (296 amino acids)
Biological process (GO): macroautophagy
Cellular component (GO): phagophore assembly site
Molecular function (GO): ubiquitin binding
Source: RefSeq, a predicted model, not a curated record
GCAGACGCUCGAAAAUGGACGAAAUAUCAUGUGAAAAUUAAAAAAUCGUAUAAAUUGGUUGAUGUAUAAACCCAGUUUACAUUUUAAAACAGUGAUUUUGAAUCGAGCUAAUAUUUUGGAUGUUGUUUAGUUAAAAGUUAAAAAAAUAAAGCGCUAUGGACGUUGAUAAAGAUUUAGAUGCAAAUUUAUUGCAGCAGUUCAGUUGCCUUGGUACAACCGACCGCGAUGUUUUAGUUUCUCAACUUCAAAAGUUAUUAGGAAAUCAACUCAACGCUGCAGGAUGUGCUUUCUUCUUGGAUAUGAAUAAUUGGAACCUGCAGGCAGCUGUGUGUUCAUACUUUGACUUUGAAGCACCUCUAGAAAAACUGCCUUCAAUGUCUUUUGUGAAAGAUGUAACCAUUGGAGAGGGUGAAGCUGUACCUCCCAGCACUAGAUUUGUGAAGACAUGGAAAAUUCAAAAUCCUGGAGAUGAACACUGGCCUCCAGGGUGCUGCCUCAGAUUUACAAAUGGUCAUCGUCUUGGUUGUGAAGAUCGAGCUUUAGUUAAACCACUGAAGCCUAGAGAAGUAGCUGAUAUCUCUAUAGAGAUGGUCAGUCCAGAUCGGCCAGGUAUCUAUCAAGGUCAGUGGAGGAUGAGCACAGCAACUGGACAAUACUUUGGAGAGGUAAUGUGGGUGAUAGUGACGGUAGCAGAAGGAGGACUCCUUAGUUUAACUCAACAAAUGGAUGCUUUCCACCAAUUAGGUCAGCCUGCACUCGGUGCUCCCAUCUCUACAAACCCUUUUGCAGCUACUGAAAGGAUAUAUACAUUCAACUCCUCACCACAACAGGAUGGAGGACCUUCUGUUAAUGGGCAUUCACGUAGUCCACCUAGCUCAGCAUCUCCAUCAAGGUUUAUGUAUACCUGCUCCAAUAGUCUCCCGUCAUCUCCCGUAAGGAAGCUGUUAUUCGAGACAUCAUCCACGAUACCCCAACUGUCUUCUUCUUUGCCGUCAUCUCAGAUCCAAAACAACACUGAAAUGGGUUCAGAAGAUAUGAUGUUAUAGAGUAUUUAAAACUAUUUUAUGAUUUAUGUGUGUGUGUUUUUGACUUUAGAGAAGAAACUUGCUAGAUUUUGACCGUAUACUUGCAAACAGUUUUCUUUCCAUCUCAUUUUUGUUUAUUUUUUAAGUCAAUCGACAAAGUUAUUAGUGUACUUGUUGCUUAAAGAUGUAAAAUUGGGGAAUAUGAUGGUGUACAUCUUAGCAUAAAACAAAAAUGUUAAGAGCAAAGCUUAAAGAAACAUCCAGAAAAAAUAUAUAAGAGAAAUAACUACUUUGAGUUACAAAUAUCUCUAUGAAGCAUUGUUUGGAAAUGACAUGUCAUUUAAGCAUGUUCUUGCAGAAGCAUGGGUUAAAAAAACUUAUUUUUCUCUGUAAUAAUUUACUUUUAGGCCUAAACGUUAUGAAAAAAACAAGUCAUUGGAUUGAUCAAUUUAUUCGUAGAGAAAAACUUGUUUUCAUUAUACAUUUGUGUCUUUUCUUUUACAACGUACUCAGAAACAUCUUCAUGAGAGUAAAUUUAUUUUAAAUGCAUUGAAACUGUGGUCCUACUUAAUUAUUAGACGAUUUGUUAUCGAGUUCGAGUUGUGAAUGAGUGUCAGGUUUGAAUGAUAAAAGAUCACAACGUAUGAAAUGUGCAUGAUGAAAGAUUGUAACAAGACUGUCUGCUUUAUUAAAUCAUGUUUCUUUGUCUUUUAGAAUUGUGAACUCACAGCUUAUACAUUGACAAAAAUGAUGUUCCUAGGUGUGAGAAGUACGUUUUUUUUUUGUGUUCAUAUAUAACUGUAUAGUUCUUUGUUGGUUACGACAACCUUCAGAAUCUCUUGACGUGUACAGUGGUACAUUAAUUGGAAAUGUAAUUCCAAUUCUUGUAGUUUGUUUUUGGGUUGAAAACUAUCAAAUCAACCGAAACAAAUCCUUCCAAGCGAGAGUAUAAUGUUUAUAAGUUUUAGUUCUCCAUUUCCAGUGCUAAGUAGGUGUGGCAAAUAAGCAAUGUGGAAAUAUUCAAGUCCUUGGAAUCGUCAUCAAGGACGUUUGUUAACAAAAUUAUAUUUCAUCGUAAGCUUUUAGUACUUUUUAACAUCCAUCAAAGGCUGCAGUAUCAGUAAUAAAAAUAAUUAUCAGCUUAAAAAAAUUCCAGCGUUUUCAUUAAUUAUAAGCAAAUCUCUUGUAUUGUCUAAUGUACAUUGAUAUGGUAACAAGAAAUGUAAUACCAAUUCUUGUAUGGUUGUUUUUUUCUGCCUCAAAAACUACCAAAUAGACUAAAAAAAAAUCCUUUCAAAAGGAUAUUUAAAUAAUCUAUUAUCAACGACAGGUAUUUUACAGAUCUUUUGGUGCAUCAAUAGAAGUAUGUCAAACUUGUGGCUGUGAUCUUAUUUUAAAAUAUUUCUGUUUGUUACUGUAUAGCGUCUUUGUUCAAUUCUUUAAAGAAUAAAAUUUUCCAAACCAAACAUAACCUUAUCCAUCCAUAACUUAUAAAAAUAAACAACUUUUAUGUUGAGUAAACUGUGGAAAAGAUGUAUAAAAAAACAACAACUAAAAAUAUAGAGGUUAUAAACUGUGGAAAAGAUGUAUAAAAAAACAACAACUAAAAAUAUAGAGGUUAUAAACUGUGGAAAAGAUGUAUAAAAAACAACAACUAAAAAUAUAGAGGUUAUAAACUGUGGAAAAGAUGUAUAAAAAACAACAACUAAAAAUAUAGAAGUUACUAGAAGUCUUUAACAUGCUUAGAAAUAAAAGAUAAUAUGUUUUUUAGCUAGUAUGUAGUUUUCUAAAUACAAAAAUGAGAUUCGAAGAGAUACUGUAUUUUAUAUGAUUCGUAGAGUACAAAGGAUUUAAUUUGUUUAUUAAAUGUUAAACCAUUGUAAAAUUUAAAUGUACAGCUACAACAGUGGGUUAGUAUGAUAUGCUAGCUUUAUAUAAAGAGGUAAUACUGGAAAUUAACGAACCUUAUUGCUACUGCUACAUUUUUCAAGUAUAUUUGAAAUACGAUUCAAAUUACUAUAAACUGUUUUACUCAAUAAAACGUGUGAUCGGAGAAAUGAAGAACGUUGGUAAGAAGCAGUUUUACGGUUGCCGAUGCAACAUGCUAGCGUCGGCUCCCACUCUUGCUAUUAAUUACUUCAUUAUUAAGUAUGUGCCUUUAAUAUUUUGGUGGAAAAGAAUUUACAGUUAGUCAUUAUUUAGUAGUUUUUCUAUCUAAACAAGACUAGAAAUAACUGUGUCAUGUUCUAACUGUUAAAACCAUCUUUAUUAGCUAUAGUUUAAUUUGUUAAAAACAAGGAAGCAAAGAUUGUCACCAGUUCUACAAAUCAAGGCUUUAAAGCUUUUAUAUAAAUAUAUUACAUAUAUGUACCAAAAUAUCUUUAAUGUAUGUUCAUCAAUUUUGUAAGAAAGAUCCAAAUACUUGUGCUUUUUUAAUUAAUUGUUGAGCAAGCAGGUUAGACUGAAGGAUUGUUUGAAAUUGAGAGCUUCGACUUUAUUAGAUGAUGGUUUGUUUUUGAUAUAUAUAUAAUAAAAUUUUUACUGUU